Messenger RNA from Alexandromys fortis (reed vole), 2060 nucleotides. It is a transcript of the gene Ceacam19, whose product is annotated as CEA cell adhesion molecule 19. Lineage: Eukaryota; Metazoa; Chordata; Mammalia; Rodentia; Cricetidae. The transcript has 7 exons. The record is from RefSeq and is a predicted model, not a curated record. The coding region runs from base 245 to 1060 and encodes 271 amino acids.
GGAGGGGCUAGGCCUGGGAAGUCCUCUGUCACCCUGGAAGACAGGUCCAACCAGUGUGAGCGCUUCUUCUCGGGACAUGGGUGGAGACUCGGAGCCUGGGAAACUGUGGAAGGAGAUGCUGGGGCUCUGGGACCUCGCAGCCUGACUGUGUCCUGAGGCUGCCUCCGGAUGCCCAACUGAACUUCAAGCUCCAGAGAGCCAGCCUGUGGCUCUCAGUGACUUUGACCUCUCUACAGGAAGCAAGAUGGAAAUUGGUACCCGGACCCCAGGCAGCUUCUCAAAGGGCUUCCUGUUCUCAGCCUUGAUCCUGUCUCUCUGGCUGCCCCAAGGCUCCCAGGCAGCCCUCCACAUCCUAAAGACCCCAGAGACGCCCCAAAAGAACCAGGACCUUCUCCUGUCCAUUCAUGGUGUCCCUGGUACCAUCCAGGACUUUAUCUGGUACCUGGGGGAGGAGACUAAUGGAGGCACAAGGCUGUUCUCUUACAUCCCUGGACUACAGCGGCCCCAGAGGGAUGGCUACGCCAUGGGACAGCGAGACAUUGUUGGCUUCCCCAAUGGUUCCAUGUUGCUCCGAGGUGCCCAGCCUUCAGACAAUGGCACCUACCAAGUGGCUGUCACCGUCAACCCUGCCUGGACAUUGAAGGCCAAGACUGAGGUCCAGGUGGCUGACACACGCGAAUACUCACUCACAUCCCACCUGCCUGUCAAUGCUGGGAUCAUGGCUGCUACCAUCAUUGGGAGUCUUGCUGUGGGCUCACUGCUUGUAAGUGGCAUUGCCUACAUCCUGGUCACUCGAAGACGGAAGGGCAGGAGCCCCAGGGUUGCAGCUACAGAGCAGCCGGAACUGAACACUAUUCCUGAGUCUGGUGACAGCAACGUCUAUGAAGUGAUGCCAUCUCCAGUCUUCCUGGUGUCCCCCAUCAGAGACAAAGGGCCAGUGAACGCAGCCAUGAGCCGGCCUCCACUCCCUUCCCAGCAACCGCAGCCUGAGAACCAGUACUACCAGGACCUGCUGAACCCCGACCCAGCCCCAUACUGCCAGCUGGUGCCAACAUCCUGACGGGCUCGGGGCCAGGCCUGCCCAGAAGACAGAACUCUGCCUUUCCCUGACCGCAGCCCUCAGGGCCUCACACCUGAGGAAAAGACACGCGUGACACCCACAGGCCAAAGCUGUGGGAGCUGGUAAGAUAAGCUCGCCAGAGACCCAGUAUUGCAAGGGGCACGUGCCCCACGGCGUGGGAGACUGACAGCCCCAGCUCCCCGGAGUCCCAAGAGGUUGUGCCUCUUGCCAUCCUGCGGCCACCUGCCCGAGAAAGCAGGCUCCUGCUUCGCCAGGGCCAGGGUCCACAUUCAUGGAAGAAGGCUUCAAAAUCCCAUGGUGGCUCAACCAGUUACCUGAAGUCCUUUUCUUGGGGAGAAAACACUACCAGGAAGACGCUGGACCUGUGGGUGGCAACCCAUGGUGGGAUGAGGGGGGCACCCUUUCACAGGGAGUCACCAGAGCAAAAGCAGCUGACCUAAGAAGAUAGCCCUGGCAAGUUGCCAGACCUCAAAAUCAGCCACCCAGAAGACUGGGACACCUGCCUAGAACCCGCCAGUGAGGGGCUGGGGGCGUGGCUCGGCAGGUAGAGUGCUUGUCAAUCAUGCGUGAAAGACCUGGGCUCAAUCCUCCAAACCACAGGAUUAAAAAAAAAUCAAAAUCGGGGCUGGAGAGAUGGAUUAGAGGUUAAGAGCACUGACUGUUCUUCCGGAGGACCUGAGUUCAAUUCCCAGCAACCACAUGGUGGCUCACAACCACCUAUAAUGGAACCUGGUGCCCUCUUCUGGCCUGCAGGGACACAUACAGGCAGAACACGGUAUACAUAAUUAAAUAAGUCUUAAAACAAAAUCAGAAAUCAAUAGCCAUUGGGAGAGAUGGCGAGCCCUGCGCUAGGGAAUGGGAGAAGGAAGACUCUAGAAGCUUGAAAGCUCAAGAAAUCACACUCCACCCACCUUGCGCCCCAGCCUCCAGAGGCACCCAGCCCUGUGGCCUCUGGGACCAAAAAACAGUGACAACCACU